Neocloeon triangulifer is the source of this 1826-nucleotide messenger RNA. RefSeq lists its product as uncharacterized. The record is from RefSeq and is a predicted model, not a curated record. The transcript is spliced from 5 exons. The coding region runs from base 743 to 1816 and encodes 357 amino acids. NCBI's taxonomy places the organism in Eukaryota, Metazoa, Arthropoda, Insecta, Ephemeroptera, Baetidae.
AUAAAUAAAAAGCAGCAGAAACAGCAGAGGCCUGUGCAGAAAAAUGCUGGCUGGUUGGGAAACGUUCGAAAUUUGUUCUACCCUCAAACCACUGUUGUUAAAGCGGCACCAAAGAGAAAGGGACGGUCUGCUGGCAAGCAUAAACUCAUUUUAAAUUUUAAAAAAAAUAUAUAUAAUUUUUAUUGAUUACGUUCAAACAGAAAAAUUCAACUUGGACGCGAUUGUAAUUUACAGAGAAAGAAAUAGAAUCAUAAUUAAUUAAGUGCAAAUCAUUUUAGUGCUACACUGAUUGCUUAUUUAACUCUUUCGGAUUCAUGAAUGGCACUAAUCUCAAGUUGGACGUAAUUGAAAAACAUUUCACGGAUAAAGUGAGCUACGCUGGAUCUUGGAAGGAUGUCGUCCUAAAUGCUUUGUACGCUUGCGAGGAGCCGGCUUCCUGUAAAUUAUUCUACUUGUAGAGCACGCAUGUGAAGCGGAUGGUCUAACCUCUCUUUUGCAGGCGCUACGCCAGAAACCAUCUACCAGAACAACAGGUUUUGCAAUGUUAAGCCUAUUAUUCUGAUGCACUGCAUGCAGAAGCAGAUGAUUCUUGUAUUGCAUUUGUUUAAUUAUUUUUCAUUUUUUAAUACAGAUAUUUGUUAACUCUAGAACUGUCCUGGUGCAGUAGGAUGUAAAUGAAAAAUACAAAAAUUACAUUUUAUUUUAAAACUUAUUUUCAAUAUUGUAGCCCCUGCUUGCAAGAAUGGAAUUCAACAACUGCGUGGAACAAACGUUAUUUCUCUCGAAAACUGCUUCAAGAAGUUUAAACGUGGAGAAUGUUUUAUUUGGUGGAGAAAUAUGGAUUCCCUCUUCAAAUUCAUCCAAAGAUGCUCAAACGAGAGUGCGGAGACGCAUAAUUGUGCACUGUUGCGGAGACUUGUCUUGCAGCUACAGUUCUCGGUCUGGACUGCAAAUAAGCAAGGCGUCCAGCUCCAUUGCAUACUGGGACAACUAUUUCAGCGUCUUAAGAGAUCGGGAAAAAUCAGAAGAUAUGGGAGAUCGGGCAAUUGCAACCAUCAGAGAAAACGGUUUGAGCAUUGCGUGUCCUGGCUGCGCCCCUGGUUGGCAGACAAACCUCAAAAUUGACCAAGAACAUGGUCACAUUCCUAUUAGCUGUCCUGGUUGCGACGUCAAUUGGCGCUCCUUACUAUCACCUGAGGGCUAUGCGGCGGCUCUAUCUGGAAAGACUGGAACUACCCAGGCCCCAGAAGUUCAAACACACGAGGGAGAGGAAUAUGUGCCAGUGCCAGAGACGGAAUCAGAAGAAAGCUCAACCGAAGAAGUAACUACAAUUACAACUACAACGGUAGGCCCAACCAAAAGAAAAAUUAAAGUAACAAAGCCUGUUAAAAUCACCAAAAUCGAGGGAACCUCUACUCCGGAGGAAGAAUCAUCCUCGGUGACCACUCCAGCGCCUAAAAUUGUUCAGACCUCACCUUCAACUCCAAAACCACAACCGCCAUCAACAACUCAAGCAGCUCCGACUCUGAAUGUGACUCAGCCACCUGUGACCGCAGUCCUGACCACGCUGAGAACAGACUCUCCUGUGACUGUUCGCCCUGUUACCCUGGCACCAACUGUUGCACCUGCGACGGCCAAAGCGUUGGCACUGCCUGACGCCAGCAGCGUUCUGCAAGCUGGGCAGAACCUUUUGGGAAACAUUGGCAUAACAAUGCCCACUGCACUUCCGAAUUUGGGUGACAUGGCUGGCAUGGCGAACAAUUUGAUUCCAGGUGCCGGUGACGUUAUGAAAGGCCUCACUGGUCUCUUCGGAUGAUAAACAUUUU